Molecule: messenger RNA, 3951 nt
Organism: Ceratitis capitata (Mediterranean fruit fly)
Lineage: Eukaryota; Metazoa; Arthropoda; Insecta; Diptera; Tephritidae
Exons: 2
Coding region: 1388-2287 (299 amino acids)
Source: RefSeq, a predicted model, not a curated record
AAAAAAUCAAAAAAUUAAGUAAGGCCAAAAUGUGCUAAAUUGAAAAAAAAAAUAGUGAAAACAGUGAAAAAAGGCCCAGCUGGUUAAAGAAGCAACCGUCUGCGUGGCCUCAGAGGCAGAGUGAGCCACUGCACACGGAGCAGAAAGGCGUCAGGACUCACGAAGCACGAAUCAUAGACAGAGAAGACAUCUUGGAACGGUUCUCCGACUUUUCACGCGCGUUGAGGGUAGUGGCGCGAGUUUUCCAAUUCUAUCGGAAAAUACAUCCGGUAUUUAAAUUAUUAAAUCAGCACGAAUCUGCGGAAAUUACAGCAGAUGAAAUUCGAGAUGUAAAAACGCGAUUAAUUCCAUUGACCCAAAAGCGUUUUCUUGCGGAUGAAUACGAUGCACUAGCGUCAGCAAACUCAGUGAGCGCUAAGAGCUCCAUUCGCACUCUCAAUCCAUUUCUUGAUAAGAACGGGAUCAUGAGAGUAGGCGUUUGACUAGCGCUAGCGUCGCUAUCAUACAACGAACGAUACCCGACAAUCUUACCGUAUGAUUGCCAAUUUUCUCGACUUCUUGUCAAAUUCUCACACCUGAUUUCAUUACAUGGUGGAAAUCAGCUCAUGCUAAGACUCAUGAGGUCAGAAUAUUGGGUAGUACGGUUAAAGAAUUUAAUAAAAAUGGUUAUUAAUAAUUGUAAAGUUUGUCUCAUUCAUAGGAAAAGGACACGAGAACAAUUAAUGGCUGCGCUUCCACCGGAAAGAACGGAGGUAUCCAGACCCUUUACUAAUACUGGCGUGGAAUUCACGGGCCCGUUUGACAUUAAAAACUACACAGGCCGAGCAUGUCUAAUAACGAAAGGAUACGUCUGCGUAUUUGUGUGUUUCGCUACAAAGGCGAUUCAUCUGGAGGCGACGAGCGACUUAUCGACGUCCACUUAUCUGGCUGCGUUCACGAGAUUUGUAGCAAGACGUGGUUGUCCGCUUCAUAUGUAUUCGGACAAUGGCACGAACUUCGUUGGAGCCAACAAGGUGUCGAAGCAUGAUUUCAGGAAAUUCAUGGCUGAAGCGUCUCAACUCACCAUGCGGUCAUAUGCGCACGAGCAAAUCAACUGGCACUUCAUACCUCCAUGGGCUCCUCACAUGGGAGGAUUAUGGGAGGCAGUAGUGAAGAGCUUCAAAACGCACUUUCGAAGAGUAGCAAGUGCAAUGCGCUUUACAAUGGAGGAAUUUUCGACGUUACUUGCCAAAAUCGAAGCCUGCCUCAACUCUCGUCCAAUUAGUCCACUCCCCGAUAAUCCUGAGUCAAUUGAACCUCUAACCCCGGGACAUUUUCUAAUUGGAAGUCCGCUGCUUGCGAUCGCUGAGCCCGAAAUCAGCGGAAACCCGAUGACAAUUAUCAACCGAUGGCAGAAACUGAAAGCACUUCACUAAGGAUUCUGUCAGCGAUGGAAGAGAUUUUCAACAUGGUACGUGCCAACAACAACAGCAAACAACAACCUAAGGAACAACAUCGGUGCCCUGUAUGCAACCACAAUCAUCGGUUGCUGUUCUGCCGACAGAUGCGUCGACUGGAGCCUGCGGAGAGACUGAGGGCUGUCCUCCUCCAUCGGCAUUGCGCCAACUGCUUGUCUCCGAAUCACAUGGCCAACAACUGUUCAUCCCGGAGGAACUGCGACCGCUGUCAGGAGAGGCACCACAGUCUCCUGCAUCUGUGGGGGACAGAUAGAAGCGAGGUAGACGUGCCGCCGGUCGGAGACGUGAUAGAUCACCGGAGUAAGAGACGGCACUGUCCUUACCGGGCCCAAGCCUUACCAGAUGACUCUAGCAAUGACGAGGUUCUGGAGAUCGACGCCAGUGACGAUGAAGUGCUGGAACAACCUCCAAAUGAACAGGCCAACACACCAAACCCCCCGUUACUCAGACCGCCUCUGUCGAGUGUACGGUUCGUGGUUCAGCGGUCACACCCACCAUCGGAAGAUAGAAGUGUCUCAUCAAGCAGGCGUAACAACAAAUUACAAAGGCGACCUCGGGCGGUGAGAGACGCCCGCGAGCGAAUCAAAGGACCCGCUCGGAGUGCAUUGGGCAUGUCUGUCCUGACGCCAACUGUGAUGGUGAGUGUUGUGGCAAGUGGCCGAGGACACCCGGUCCGUGCCCUGAUCGACCCAGGGCAAUCGAGGUCGUCGAUAUCCAGAACUCUGGCGAGACGACUGCACCUGCUGCCACGCGAAUAUGCAGAAAGCAUAGACAUAACAUUGAAAGGUUGGCGGGAUCGGAUUAGUCUGACCGCGAGUAUCCGUCGAUAAGUCAAAAUUCUUUCAAGAAAGUGUCCAGUUCCUGUGCUUUACAGUAUCUAAAGACGGUAUCAAGGCAUGCCUCGAUAAAGCCAGGAACAUUUUAGACUUCGCUGUCACCAAAUCCUUGAGAGUCUUACGAUCAUUCUUGGGGUUAGCUCGCUAUUACAGACGGUUCGUAAAAGACUAUGCUGCGAUUACAAACACCCGAACAAAAUACUCACGAAGAGAAAAUGGGAAAUAGAAAUAACUUUAGCACGUUUGGUAAAGUUAAGAAAAUUCUUGCAUCAGAAGAUGAACUGCUCCUUCACCCUGACUACGAACAACCCUUUGACCUGACGGACGCCUUUUCACAUGCCAUAGGCGUCGUUUUGUCACAAAAUGGUAGACCUAUCACCAUGAUCUCGAGAACUCUGUCCGGGAAAAAGUUUUUGUAAAGACCAAAGAGAAUUGGAAAUAAAUUCACUAAACUUUACAUCGAAAAAAUAGUCCAGUGCAAUUUGGAUACCUAUGUUUUUAUCGAUGGACGUAAAGUUCACAAAAUUACCUUAGGGUAACUCUGCUCUUGAUAAUAUGCCAUUGGGCUAACGCAAGGAGUUUUAACUAUACCAUACCCCCAUGAGGAUUUUAAAUUUUUACUCCACAAGACAAACUUGUCGAAAUUCGAGGUGAUAGCCGAAGAGACGGACACAAUAUUAGAGAAAUUCUCACUUUCUCAUGCCAGGUAACUGCUCCGAAAGACGCUGACGAAAUAUCAAGAGUGCAAGAUGCGGUCAGGAUACAUCACCGACACAAGCGGGGCAUCGACAUUAGUCAACACUAGAAAUAGAGCGGUAAUAAUGCAAUUAAAAAUCAUCAGUAGCUCUAGCAAAAGAAAAUAUUAAUAACCCCAUUCUGCUUAAUGACAUGGAAAUGUAUUAGCUUCUGAGCUCUCUACAGAUACUAGUAUAACUGACAUACUUUCUGUUUCUAAAUUUAAGAUAUUCCAAAAUACACAGUUUAUUUAUUUCAUUAUUAAAUACCCGAAAAUAGCUGUAAUUCGAAAUAACGUAAAGUUGCUGCCCGCAAUCCAGGAAAUAAUCUUCUCCUUAGAAACGAGUCUUAUGGCUGAAUGCAACAGAAAAUACAACCUACUUUUUAAUUGCAAGGAGUCCAUAAUACCAAACUUGUGCCAGCCUUCGAAAGAAAGCCCCUGUGUACGACAACUACUGAACCAACGCUAUGCAAAUUGCAAAUCCAAAAUCCAAAUCCACCGAUCAGGAGCCCGCCAUUUCGGAAAUCUAUGACGGCGUAAUUCUAAUUAAUGACCAGCGCGCUAUAAUACAAAACGAAAAUUUGACAAGAUUGGCUAGAGAAACCUUUUUGAUAACAUUCAAAGGUGAUAUUACGAUAAACUCCACUAUUUAUAGCAACUAAAAUGAAGUAAUGCGUGCACAUCCCGAGGCGGUACCCAUACAAACCGAACAUAUUGAGCAAUUGUUACUUCCACACCUAAAAAGGACAUAGCUCACCUACGGAAUCUUCCAUACAAUCGAGAAGCGCCUUGCUCCUAAUCGUAUUAGCCAUAACUAUGGACAUAACAAUACUACUGUGGGGACGACGAAAAAAUAUGGUAGUAGUAGGAGAAUAGUUAACACAGGUAUCCAAUCAUCCGACCAAAAUAUCGCUUCAACGGA